Penicillium waksmanii is the source of this 885-nucleotide messenger RNA. Its product is annotated as putative carbonyl reductase. Gene Ontology annotation, cellular component: intracellular anatomical structure. Gene Ontology annotation, molecular function: oxidoreductase activity, acting on NAD(P)H, oxygen as acceptor. Bases 1 to 885 code for a protein of 294 amino acids. NCBI's taxonomy places the organism in Eukaryota, Fungi, Ascomycota, Eurotiomycetes, Eurotiales, Aspergillaceae. The record is from RefSeq and is a predicted model, not a curated record. The transcript has 3 exons.
AUGGCUGCCACCCCCAUCAACAAGCAGGGACUAUUUGUCCAUGACAACACAGUUGCCCCAGAGCACCCCAGUAUGAUGAGCAUGUUCUCCCUGAAGGGGAAAACUGCCAUUGUCUCGGGUGCCGGUGCCGGCAUUGGUCUCUCCGUGGCCCAGGGUCUGGCCGAAGCUGGCGCUAACAUUGCUAUGUGGUAUAACAGCAAUCCCAAGUGCGAGGAGCGCGCUGCCGAGAUUGCCCAGAAGUACGGUGUCCAGGCCAAAGCCUAUAAGGUUCAAGUCACCGAUGCGAAGGAGGUCGAGGAGGCCGUCAACACUGUUGUGAAGGAUUUCAAUGGCCGUCUGGAUGUUUUUAUUGCCAACGCUGGUAUUCCAUGGACCCAAGGCUCCAUGGUGGACGGCUCCCUUGAACAUUACCGCAAUGUUAUCGGUGUUGACCUCGACGGCACUUUCUACUGUGCUCGCGCCGCCGCCGCCCACUGGCGCCGACAGAAGGAGGAAGGUACUGACGCCAAUGGCAACAAGUUGACCAACUUCACCUACGGCAGCUUUGUUGCGACAGCUUCAAUGAGCGGCCACAUUGUCAACUUCCCCCAAUUGCAGUCCGCCUAUAACGCUGCCAAGUCCGGCGUGAUCCACCUUUGCAAGUCUCUUUCUGUCGAGUGGGUUCGCUUCGCUCGUGCGAAUACAGUCUCCCCGGGAUACAUUGCCACUGAAAUCUCCAGCUUCGUGGAAGAAGACACCAAGAAGAUCUGGCGCGACAAGAUCCCCAUGGGUCGGGAGGGCGAGUCCCACGAAUUGAAGGGCGCAUACCUCUACCUUGCCUCCGACGCAUCCAGCUACACUACUGGUGCGGAUUUGGUCGUCGAUGGAGGAUACUGCGCCCCGUAA